This is a messenger RNA of Haliaeetus leucocephalus (bald eagle), 1449 nucleotides long. RefSeq names its product sterile alpha motif domain containing 3 (gene SAMD3). The record is from RefSeq and is a predicted model, not a curated record. The transcript is spliced from 9 exons. Lineage: Eukaryota; Metazoa; Chordata; Aves; Accipitriformes; Accipitridae. The coding region runs from base 1 to 1449 and encodes 482 amino acids. Gene Ontology annotation, molecular function: protein binding.
AUGGAAAGUUGGUCAGUUGAUCAAGUCUGCAACUGGUUGAGACAGAGAAAUUUAGGAGAACUAGUUCCUAAGUUUCGUGAAGAAGAAGUAAGUGGAGCAGCUCUGCUGGCUCUUAAUGAUCGUAUGGUGCAGCAGCUGGUGAAGAAGAUUGGGCACCAGGCAGUGCUGAUGGACCUGAUUAAUAAAUACCAGCAACAAAAAAGUGGGCUAGAAUCCCUUACAUACUGCUGUGAAACAGCUUCUCCAAAAUUUCCAGAAGUAAUCAGUGGAAAAAAUCUGAAAUCAUUUUUUGCAAGAUAUAAGACGUUGCAGUGGACAAGUUCUUAUGCUUUGCCAGACUUCCCUUACGAUGUCAAGUGUGUAUUGGCAGAAAGAAAAUGCCCUGAUCACAGUAUGAGAAUAAGGAUUAUCGAAUUUUUACAAGCAGACAUGACAAAAUACCUAGAAGGAUCACUGUAUCCAAACAGUCAGCAAUAUAACGUUGUUGUCAAUGCUCUGCUGCAGGCGUACCCAUUCCUUGAUGAAAAUGGGAAUGGCUUUUUGCUAUGGAAACGGGCCCUUAAAGAUCGUUUCAAGUAUGUGCGGAGACCCAUUGAAGAUGAUGAGCAAGUCCUGAGGAACAAAUGCAAGUUUGGCCACAGGCGAGGACAGACCAGGAAAUCUUUUGCUGAAAACAAGCCUGAUGAUGUCCAGGUGCAGGUAGAGGAAGAACCUGUUCAUCUUGAAGGCAGUGCAAUGGAUGUACAUAUUAAGUGGCUUAAGCAAGAAUAUAUGAAAACUCAAAGGAACUGGAAAGAAGUGGAUAACAGAAUGAAUGUGACAAUAGAAAUACGGAGAAAGAUGAUCAGUGAUAAGGCACCUUUAAAAGACAUUCUUAGACUAUUUCCUUUCUUAAGAUGCCCUUAUCAGCUUUUUAGGGAGUUCCAGCUUCUCACACACACGGACAUUUAUAAGAAAACAGUUGAGAUUUUGGAGAUUUAUUCAGAAAACAUAUUAUCUUUGUAUGUGGUGAGGAAUAAUCCAAUUAACAUUAUGCUGCAAGAAAAUCUGAAGCGGCACACAGAGGAAGACAUUCUGAAAUAUAUGAAAAUGACUGCUGCAUGUUUACUCCUGCCAGAUGUCUUUGGAGAUGAUUCCAGUCUGUUUGCUGCAGUGAAUGAGGAGGUAAAGGCAGUGACACCAGUGUUGGAAGUAAAAAAUCCAUUCAAUGUGAAUUCAUGCGAGUUUGCCCUGUAUGUAGGAAGAGAAGAGCUAACCCAGCUCAAUGACUGCACCAUGGCCCUGGCAGCACUGGUAGCUGCAUUUCAUGUGUUCGAUAUUCCAUGCCCAAAGAGAAUCCACAGGACGCUGAACUUCCUGGAGUCCCUGGUCUUUGAAGUGAGGAGGCCAGCAUCCCUGCCCACCCAGGUAAAGAGAGGGCUGGAGGCACCCGAGUACCCCAGUAUCUGA